Molecule: messenger RNA, 2493 nt
Organism: Mangifera indica (mango)
Lineage: Eukaryota; Viridiplantae; Streptophyta; Magnoliopsida; Sapindales; Anacardiaceae
Product: oligopeptide transporter 1-like
Exons: 7
Coding region: 102-2375 (757 amino acids)
Biological process (GO): transmembrane transport
Molecular function (GO): oligopeptide transmembrane transporter activity
Source: RefSeq, a predicted model, not a curated record
ACUGUAAGCCAGACUUAUGCCAGGAAAGCGGAAAUUGAAUUAUAAGGCUCCAUGUUUAUCUGAAACAGCAAUUGCAUUUUCAAACUUUGCCCUGGAAAGUAAUGGCAAGCAGUGCUGCAGAAGAUGGCAUUGUCCCUCAUGUUCUUUCUGUUGAGAAACUUCAAACUGAGAUCAAAUCAAGUGGAGAUGAAGAAUUUGAUGAUAACCCGAUCGAAGAAGUCAGGCUGACAGUUCCUAUAACUGAUGAUCCUACACAGCCUGUUUUAACUUUCAGAACAUGGGUUUUAGGGAUAGCAUCAUGUUGCAUUCUUGCCUUCUUGAAUCGAUUUUUCGGGUUUCGCCAGAAUCAGUUGUCUGUUGGUUCAGUUUCAGCACAAAUCAUUGUUCUCCCUAUAGGAAAACUGAUGGCUGCAACUCUUCCGAGAACGCCUAUUCGGAUCCCGCUUACACCCUGGUCAUUCUCCUUGAAUCCGGGGCCUUUCACCUUGAAAGAACAUGUGUUGAUCACUAUAUUUGCUAGCUGUGGAGCCGGUGGAGUUUAUGCAGUCCAUAUUAUUACUAUUGUCAAGGCUUUCUACCACAGACAACUUAAUCCGGUUGCCGCCUUGUUGCUGGCGCAAACCACUCAGUUGCUUGGUUAUGGCUGGGCUGGUUUGUUCAGAAAAUACCUUGUUGAUUCCCCCUACAUGUGGUGGCCUGCAAAUCUGGUUCAAGUCUCUCUUUUCAGGGCAUUACAUGACAAAGAGAAGAGACCAAAAAGGGGACUUACCAGGCUGCAAUUCUUUUUCCUAGUUUUUGCAUCAAGCUUUGCUUAUUAUGUCAUUCCAGGCUAUAUUUUCCCUUCCCUGUCAGCCCUCUCCUUUAUUUGUUGGAUUUGGAAGGAUUCUAUCACUGCUAAUCAGAUUGGUUCCGGCCUCAAUGGCCUCGGCAUUGGCUCAUUUGGCCUUGACUGGUCUACUGUUGCAGGCUUUCUGGGAAGUCCUCUGGCCACACCCUUGUUUGCUAUAAUCAAUAUAUUGGUUGGAUUUGUGUUGGUUCUCUAUGUAGUAGUUCCGAUUUCAUACUGGAUGAAUGCUUACCACGCGAAGCGAUUUCCGAUCUUCUCAUCCAGCACUUUCGAUCAAUUUGGUCAACAUUACAAUAUUACCAGAAUCCUUGACGCGGAAGCCUUCGAUAUUAAUUUAGAAGCCUACAACAGUUAUAGCAAACUAUACCUCUCCCCUUUCUUUGCCAUCAUGUAUGGCAUCAGCUUUGCAACCUUAACUGCUACUAUCUCACAUGUUGCUCUCUUUGAUGGGUGGGACAUUUGGCGAAUGUGGAAAAUGACACAAGGUGCAGUACGUGAUAAGUUCAGCGACGUCCACACAAGAAUGAUGAAGAAGAACUAUGCAGUAGUUCCCCAGUGGUGGUUCCACACCAUUUUGAUUUUAACAGUAGCUCUUGCCAUAUAUGCCUGUGAAGGUUUUGAUAAACAGCUUCAACUUCCAUGGUGGGGACUUUUACUAUCUUGUGCCAUUGCACUGUUUUUCACCUUACCUAUUGGGAUCAUUCAAGCCACUACAAACCAGCAACCAGGGCUGAAUGUGAUUACAGAGUUGAUUAUUGGAUUCAUGUAUCCAGGGAAGCCUCUUGCAAAUGUAGCUUUUAAAACCUAUGGCUAUAUCAGUAUGGCACAAGCCCUUAGUUUUGUUUCGGACUUCAAAUUAGGCCACUACAUGAAAAUCCCUCCAAGGUCCAUGUUCAUUGUUCAGCUUGCUGGAACAAUAGUUGCCUCAACUGUCUACUUUGCCACAGCCUGGUGGCUUCUGUUGGAAGUUAAAAACAUCUGUGACACAUCUUUGCUGCCAGAAUCGAGUCCCUGGACGUGUCCUGGAGACGAUGUUUUCUACAGUGCUUCAAUCAUCUGGGGUGUUGUCGGCCCUAGAAGAAUGUUCACAAAAUUAGGAGUAUACCCUGAGAUGAAUUGGUUCUUCCUGAUUGGACUUUUAGCUCCAGUGCCUGUCUGGUACUUUUCCAGGAAGUUUCCUGAAAAGAAAUGGAUCAAGCUGAUUAACUUUCCGAUCAUUUUUGGAGGCACUGGAUACAUGCCACCGGCUAGAGCUGUACAUUAUCUGAGCUGGGGAGUGGUCGGAAUCUUCUUCAACUAUUAUCUCUUCAGGAAGCACAAGGGUUGGUGGGCUCGGCACACUUAUAUUUUAUCUGGAGCUAUGGAUGCUGGAGUUGCUUUCAUGGGAGUUUUCCUGUAUUUCGCGAUUCAAAAUUCUGGAAAAUCAGGUCCAGACUGGUGGGGAGCGUCUGCCAACGACCAUUGUGAGUUGGCAAGGUGCCCGACAGCACCAGGAAUCGAAGUGAAAGGAUGCCCUCUGCUUAGUUGAAUAUGUGAAUCUGUGAAGUAUUACCUUUAUUGUAGGUGUGUUACAUAUUAAUAAAUCGCUGAACUAUGCUGUAGAAACUGUUGGUUUGAAAUAUUAUUAUAUUAGGCCUUCUGUACAA